Miscanthus lutarioriparius is the source of this 978-nucleotide messenger RNA. The record is from the annotation of a GenBank genome assembly. NCBI's taxonomy places the organism in Eukaryota, Viridiplantae, Streptophyta, Magnoliopsida, Poales, Poaceae.
AUGGGCUUCUUGAUCUGCUGCGCCCGCCUCCUCCAGCUGCUGCUGCUGCUCCUCACCACCGCCACCCCACCAGUGGCGGCGCAGCCGCCGUCGCCCGCGAGGCCCCUUGACGCGGCGCUGCAGGACUACGCGUUCCGUGCGCUGUCAGCGCGCCCGCGCACCGGCAUUGUCUACAACGCCACCGUGCCGGGCAACCUCACGGGCAUUGCGGCGUCCGCGCUGCGCCUGCGGAGCGGCAGCCUCCGCCGGAGGGGCUUCGCGGGCUACUUCCAGUUCGCGCUCCCGCCGGGCGUCGUUCUGCAGCCGCACGUCGAGCGGGUGGUGCUCGUGUACCACGACCUCGGCAACUGGUCCGACCGCUAUUACCCGCUCCCCGCCGGGUACACCUACCUCGCGCCUGUGCUGGGGCUGCUCGCCUACGACGCGGCCAACCUGUCGGCCGUGGGGCUGCCGGAGCUCAGCAUCGUCGCGUCGGGGGGACCGAUCUCUGUGGCGUUCGGCGGUGUCCGGGCGGUGCCGGCAGGUGGUGUGACUCCGCGGUGCGUGGUGUUCUAUUUGGAUGGCGUGCCGCAGUUCCGGGACCUGGAGGGAACCAAUGUGUGCACGACGUAUCGGCAAGGGCACGUUUCAAUUGUCGUGAAUUCCAGUGAGAUUGCUCCAGCUCCACCUCCAGCUCGGGCUCCACCUCCAGCUGGCGCGAUUGCUCCGCCGAUACCGACUGAGGGAGGUGGUAAGAAGGGGAGCUCAGACGCGUGGAAGAUUGCUGUCGGCGUGGUUGGGGGUGCUGCAGCGUUGGGGCUGUUGGCUGCGCUUCUGCUGUGCUUGGUGAGGUACAAAAGGGAUAAGAAACUUCAGCUCAUGGAGCGGAAUGCGGAGGUUGGGGAGACAUUGCGGAUGGCGCAGGUUGGGCGGACGCAGGCGCCUGUGGCGUUGGGGACGCGGACACAACCGGUGAUUGAGAACAAUUAUGCUGCAUAG